Molecule: messenger RNA, 501 nt
Organism: Xylaria bambusicola
Lineage: Eukaryota; Fungi; Ascomycota; Sordariomycetes; Xylariales; Xylariaceae
Product: Sybindin-like protein
Exons: 3
Coding region: 1-501 (166 amino acids)
Biological process (GO): endoplasmic reticulum to Golgi vesicle-mediated transport
Cellular component (GO): TRAPP complex
Source: RefSeq, a predicted model, not a curated record
AUGUCAAAGAAUAAGCGGGAUCGGUGGGGCAUAUUAGCUCUUAUUGUCAUUAACAAGGCUGGGGGUCUCAUCUACAACCGCACCUUUGGGGACGGCUUGAAUCAGCUGAAUACAAAUGACUAUCUGGUCCUAGCUGGAACUUUCCAUGGAGUCCACGCGAUUACCACCCGUUUGAAUCCACUCAAACAACAACAACAACAACAGGGUGCUUCAAAUGCCUCAGACAGCAUACCCAAUCGUCCUGACCCGCCAUCUGGUCUUGAGGUACUCGAGUCUGAAAACUUCCGGUUACAGUGUUUCAAUACCUUGACUGGCACCAAGUUCCUCCUCUUCACCGACACGCUCCAGGCUAAUGUGGAUGUUGCCAUGCGCAAAGUCUAUGAUCUGUAUGCCGACUAUGUCACCAAGAAUCCCUUCUACUCGCUUGAGAUGCCUAUACGCUGCGACACCUUUGAUAGAAAGCUGAAUUCCUACAUCAGGGAAAUUAAUACUUCUCGGUGA